Messenger RNA from Anisakis simplex (herring worm), 966 nucleotides. The record is from the annotation of a GenBank genome assembly. NCBI's taxonomy places the organism in Eukaryota, Metazoa, Nematoda, Chromadorea, Rhabditida, Anisakidae.
AUGUUCGGUGAGAAGUACGACGCCGACUUUACACGUGCUGGUACGGCGAGAACGAGACUGGAACACGGGGGGCCUGAUAAAUAUAAGGGAACGAAUACGGUAUUCCCGAAUGGAUCGUAUGAUCCAUGGCGAUCGUUAGGUUAUGCGAAGAAUCAGACUGGCGAUGUUUGGGCAUUCCAAAUUAAAGGUACUGCGCACUGUGCAGAUAUGUAUCCCUCAAGUCCGCACGAUAAACAGUCGUUAAUUGAUGCGAGAUUGUUCAUUGGCGAACAAGUUGAUAAAUACAUUGCUGAGUCUUUAGCAACGUCGUCUGCACCUCCACUGACGUCGUUCAUCAGCUACAUUCAAAUUUUUGCAUUCAUGCAUUAUCAAUACAAUCCAAAGUUUUACAAUGGAAGUGGACUGAUAUUUUUGUUNUUGUUGGUUGGCGGUGCAUCGAAGAUCGAUGUGGAAUGGAUUGCUGAUUACAGCCGUCCGUAUAUGCUUUGGGCCAAGAAACAUGGAGCUGCCGUAUUCCAAGUUGAACAUCGCUUCUAUGGAGAGAGUCAUCCACUACCUAAUGCGAUAUUUGAUGACUAUGAUAAUCCUAAUACCCUCACAGUCGAUCAAGCACUCGCCGAUAUACGCUUUUUCAUUAAGACCAUGAAUAGGAUGUAUUUCCCGAGCAUUACAAAACCAAGAUGGUUGCUCUUUGGCGGAUCAUAUGCAGGAGUGUUAGCAGCGUGGUUCAGAGAGAAGAAUCCAGACAUAACAAUUGGAGCGAUUUCAUCAUCAAGCCCUGUUGAUACCAUCAUGGAUUUCUGGCGUUUGUUUCGAUUGAUUUUGGGUUAUAAUAAGUAUGUGGGAGAUGCAUAUUUAGUUGCAAAUACAUCGUGUUAUUCGAAUAUACGUUCAGCAUUUUAUGAAAUCCAUGAAAAAGUAUUCACAAUCAAAGGAAGAGAAGAACUGGUUGAAAAACUUGAGUGA